AUGUUACAAGCUAAACCCAAGAUUAUUGCGCAGUAACCUGUUUACAAAGAUUUUAAGUAUACCAAGUCCUCCAAGUCUUUUAAUCCAAUAAACACACUCUUUGGAAAUUAGCAAACUCCCAUUCUUCAAAACAAUCUAGCUAUACCUUUAUACAAGGGGCAUUUCAUUAAUUUCCAUCACGAGGAGAUCCAACUUGAUAAUUCUAUCACUCUGAGCGGUAUUUAGGAAAGCUUUUUGUACUUUGUUUUUAACUAAAGAUAUUUGCGAUUUUAUUUUUAUUCACCCACUCAGGCUGAUCUCAACUAUUAUUACAACACAGAUGACAAGAAGUACAAAUUCCCAAUUAGAAUGAAAGAACAAUAAAUCAAUCAUACAGAAUAUAUUUCGGCGGUAGCCUUUUAAUAUCAAGAUGAAUAAUGGACCAUGGCUAUUGCUUCUGAGUUUUACAUCUUUUUAUACACUUUUAAUGGUGAUCUGGAUAACUUUCAAAUGCUAAAAAAAGGGUUCAAUAUUAAUGGAGAAAUUGUAAACCAGAUCAUAUUUUACCAAGAGAACCUCAUUUAUGGAGGCAGCUUGGGAUAUCUAACAUGUAAGUCUAUUGACACUGCUCAGAAUUACACUUCUUAAUUGAAAGAAAGAAUUAAAAAAUAAUUUAAUAGAAUAUUCAAAGAUUUUACUCCAUGGGCUUCAACUCAAGGAUUAAUACAAUUGAAAGUGCAAGAAGAAUUCAACAUCUGUUAUGGUUUAUUCGAACAAUAUGAUCAAGAAGACAAAGUAUGUGACACAUAUGUAGCCAUCUAUGAUAUUGGUUUAAAGGACCAAUAAUUUACAGAGAUAGUACGCAUCAAAUAAUCCAAUGUCUACAAUUACAAUACUGAAUUGAAGAACACCUUUGACUUAGGCAAUCUUUAAUUCUAGCAUGUUCAUUUUGAAAAGCAAUGGCAUACAAAUAACAUACUGAUGAUAAUCACAACCAAGGAUCAACUCCAAAUCUAUUUCACAUUCGAAGUAUAAGAUAGAACUCUUAAUGAUGCCAGCUUGUAUCAAUCCCGAAUUGUUAAUUCAAAUAAAUCCCAAGAUUCUAUCAAACUGAAAUCUGAGUAUUCCAUCCACCAAAUCAAAUAUCCAUACAUGAAAUUUGAUCAAGAAAUACCAUAUGGUGUUUGUCUAGAUGAAAGUAGGGCCUAAUACAAGCAAAAGGAAAUGUUGAGCAUUCAACAAAAACAUUAGCUCAAAUCAGUCUUUAGAGAUGACCAUGUGGCUUUGUAUCAUUUGGACAACUACAUUAUUGCUUAAUUUAUUGAUUUGGCUCAUAUAUAAUACAUCAAGAACUUAGAGUAACAAUUGACUAAAUACAAUUCUUACAAUCAAUUACAAUAUUCCCUGUAUAGAGAUUCUUCAAAAGAAGCAGUUGAAAAUAUAGAAUUGCAUUAAGUCAAUUUGAAUGAGGAAUUCCCAGAAAAUCUAUACAAUCUUGGAAGGUACUCAAUUAAACAAGUAUUCAAUCACUCAGACAUCAAUGAAUCAUAAUUGUACAAUCUACCAGAACAUUACGUAUGUAUUGCUGACCAUACAAUAGAAUUUAUUGUAAGAAUGAGACCGAUCGAUUUCUUUUUCACUGCCAUUAAAGUUACUCAUUAUGAUUUCAUUAAUCAAGUUUAUGAAGAUUUCCCAUUAGAAAAAUUGAUAAGAGCAUUUGGAAUUGAAGAAAGUUGUGCCUAAAUUUUGUAAAUAAUAAUCUAAGAAGAUUCUACAUUUUACAUUAAUGUAGAACUAUAACAUCAAUAUUAACUUGAUCUAUAAAAAGCAUAUUAAAGAAUACAUUUCUCAGAAAACAUUGAUAAGUUUUUUGAUGACAAUGAAAAAAUACCUCUUUGGGUUACAGGCUAAGUCUAUGUCAGCAAAGGAUCUAUAAUUAAGGAUAAGGCAAUGAAAGCUUACUUCUCAUUAAUCAAGAGAUCACUAUUAAGUGAAGAUAGAAAUUAGAAGUCUAAAAAGGUGUUUAGUACUACUUAAUUGAUUUGGAAAAUCUUGGCACCAUUGACCACUAAGAAGUUCAUUGACGAGAAGGUAUAUAAUUUGGAAUGCAAUCAACCAAUAGAAAGUUAUUCAAUACAAUAACUCUAAAUGGCUUAUAAAUAAAUAGAGAAAUUAUUGAAACUAUUUGAGAAUGAGCCGAAUUAUUUCCAGAAGAGAAAACAUCAAAUAGUUGAACCAUCUUAGGAUGAAUAAAUUGCAUAGAUCAAUUACAAAAAAGGAUUCAAUAAACAUAUUUAUGAAUCCUUUGAUUUGAGUUCAAAAUUAGAUAUGUCAAGAAGUACCAACUAUUCUGAUCAAUCUCUUGUUCAAAGUGUCAAUGUUGAUAUAGAACAUACCUAAAUGAAAGGACUCUUUGAUUUCUGUCUACAAAUCAAACAAUUAUUGCAAUUUUUCAUCUACUUUUUUGGAGACCUCAACGGAAUCAGAAACAUCAUUAAUAGUUAUUCCAAUAAAUAAUAGUUAUUUGAUUUAUCAGUCAAAACUAUACUCAAUGCAGACCCUUCAAGUCUGCUGACAUUGAAAUAAUUAAUGAUCCAUAUCAUUAAAAGUGAUAAGUCUAAAUUCAGAGACAUGGCACAAUACAUGCAUGUUAACUUCUCAGAGUAUUUCACUAUUCAAGACUUCAAAAUUAGUCUAGCUCAGAACUUAUUUGAUGAAAUUCUGUAAUUUGCUGCCCAAAAGAACAUAAUCAAAUUAAACCCCAAUGAAUAGAUUCAUGAAAAAAUAAAACGAAUACUAAAACUUUCAAAGGCCCCUUAAAUCACUUUUGAAAAAGUUCUUGAGAAAAGAGAAAUUUUUAUCUAUUAUAAAGAAUUGUAAGCUGAAUUGUAGGAACAACUAAAAGAAGCAUUGAAAUCGAUCGAAGAAGUCAUAUUUGCUAUUUCUCAUUCUUAUCUAUCUUAGAGCUUUUUGAAUUACAUGUUUCCCUUUGGCACCUUUAAGUAUUACAUACAAUUUUUGGCUUCAAAGUGUCAGCAAUAUGAAAAAGAUCAAUUCAAUGAUGAACAUAGAAUUUGCUUUUUGGAUCUCAUUCAAUAAUACAACAAUCUCAUACAAUAUUAUUUAGAUCCACCUAAAGGUUUAACUAAAACCUAGGUCUAUGAUAUAUUAAAAGAUUCUCUAUAAAUAUUGAACUAAUAUCAAUUAAUUACUGCAACUGAAGUGGUUAUAAACAGUUUAAUUAAAUAAAAACUAAAAGAAUUCAUAGCCUACAUCGAUUAUAAUUAAGAUUUAGAAUUGUAAUGUAAUGAACUUGAAAAAUUGUAAAUCCAAAAGAAGCAAUUACUAGUAAAAUCAGUAAAGGGAGACGAUGAAGCAGUCCAUUAAUUAAUACAAUUAUUACUCAAAUUGGCACAAUUUUCUCUAGUUUAGAAUUCAGAAAUGACUUUGGAGGAUAUUUAGGCAAUCUUGCCAUUAAGAAAACGCUUGAGAUAUAUAUCAAAGGCAUAAGAAUUCAUAAAAUCUAGUUAGAAAAACGAUGUACCAAAUGACAUUCUGCAAUUUGAGAAAUAAGCAUAGGACUUAAGCAAAUUACUAUUUCUUUAAGAUAUUAUGUAUGAUUAUAUAGCAACCAAUGAUAAUGAAGAUUAUUUGAGCUAGAAAAGAAAAAUAUUAAUUGAGAUCUUAGACUGCAAUAUUAUCAUGCAAUUUUUUGAGGAUAAUAAUAUUUGUUUUGGCUAGAUCUUAUGUAUGGAUUAUCUGGAAUAAAAACAAUAGAAAUAGUUAUACAAUGAAUUUUUUAUUGAUUAAGUUUGGACUAAUUUUAUUGUCUAUUCAUAUUAAGAUGCUAGAUAAUGGCCUUCUGAAUUAUUCAAAAUGUAGGUGAAAUUAGUAUUGGAGAAUCUAACAAACAAAGACAAAUACAUUCGAAUCUAAAAAAUCACAGAGACCUUUGAGUUGGUGAAUAGCAAGGAAUGCUAAGAACGUAAAAUUACUUAACUUUCCACUUGGUUCUUUUUUGAAGUGCUGUUAAAUCAUAAGAUAAGUGAAAUGGAACUCGCAUCCAUAUAUGUGAAUAAUUUAAUCAAUAGUGUGAUGGUAUAGGAUAAUCCUGCGUACGAAAGGUUGCAGAUUGACUAGUUGCAUUUAUAUAAAUUGCAAUUGAUUUAGCAGAUUUUAAUUCUAUUUAAUACUAUUAAAAAAAAUAAGCAUGAUAAAACUUAGUUUAAUGAAUUACUAACAUAGUUUAGAAAUGCUUUCAAAAAUGAGUAUAGUUAAUUUAUUGAUGACGAUGUUUAUGAUUAGACAGUGAUUGAAGAUUUAAAGAAAUAAAUUGAUUCAUUAUGA
Molecule: messenger RNA, 4326 nt
Organism: Paramecium tetraurelia
Lineage: Eukaryota; Ciliophora; Oligohymenophorea; Peniculida; Parameciidae
Exons: 7
Source: RefSeq, a predicted model, not a curated record